Vitis vinifera (wine grape) is the source of this 2225-nucleotide messenger RNA. Its product is annotated as beta-1,2-xylosyltransferase. The coding region runs from base 66 to 1616 and encodes 516 amino acids. NCBI's taxonomy places the organism in Eukaryota, Viridiplantae, Streptophyta, Magnoliopsida, Vitales, Vitaceae. The record is from RefSeq and is a predicted model, not a curated record. Gene Ontology annotation, molecular function: glycosyltransferase activity. The transcript is spliced from 3 exons.
CCUUCACCCAGUCAUCUCAGAGACAAAGGGAAAACAAAAUCUAGAUAGAGAGAGAGAGAGUGAGCAUGAACAGAAAGAAGCUCAAGAUCCUGCUCUCUCUCUUCGCUUUCAACUCCAUCUAUCUCUACUUCUUCUCCUCCUCCGACCACCACCUCUUCAUCCACCAUAAACUCCUCCCCGGAAACCACAAGGCGUCCCCGGCGAACCCCAAAACUCCGCCGGGAAAACACCCUCAUUUCCCUAUCACCCCCCGCGCCAAGCCAUGGCCAAUUCUCCCGUCUUACCUUCCGUGGUCGCUGAACCCCACCGUGGCUCUUCGUUCCUGCGAGGGUUACUUCGGGAACGGCUUCACGCGCCGAAUCGGCCUUCGACGUUCUUCGGUGGAAAGGGAAUCGGGGAUCUCCGGCGGGGGCGGGUGGUUCAGGUGCUGGCACAGCGGGACGUUGCAGAGUUCGGUGUGUGAGGGAGGGAGGGUGAGGAUGACGCCGGAGAGGAUUCAGAUGUCGAUCGGAGGGGAGAGGUUGGAGAAUGUGAUUGGGAGGAAGGAGGAGGAGGAGUUGCCGGAGUUUGAGGCCGGAGCCUUUGAGGUUGAUGCUGGGGAACGGUUUGGCGAUCAGAGGAAGCUUGUGGAUGAAGAGUUUCUGAAUCGAUUUGUGCCGCAGGGUGCGAUUUCACGGCAUACUAUGCGUGGCUUGCUUGAUUCGAUUCGAUUGGUUGGAUCCAGUGAGUUCAAGUGCGAUCAGUGGAUCGAGGAACCAACACUUCUAGUCACACGCUUUGAGUAUGCAAACCUUUUUCACACAUUUACAGAUUGGUACAGUGCAUAUGUUGCUUCUAGAGUGACAGGCUUACCCAAUCGACCUCAUUUGGUUUUUAUAGAUGGCCACUGUAGGGCACCUUUAGAAGAAACAUGGAAAGCGCUGUUUUCAAGUCUUAAAUACGCUAAAAACUUUAGUGGUUCAGUUUGUUUUCGUCAUGCAGUUCUCGUGCCUUUGGGAUAUGAGACUGCUUUAUUUAAGGGGCUGUCUGAAAAUAUAAAUUGUCAUGGAGCAUUUGCACAUGAUCUGUGGCAAAACCCUGAUGACCUGAAAACUGCACGAUUAUCUGAGUUUGGAGAAAUGAUAAGAGCAGCUUUUGGGUUUCCAGUUGGAAGACACCGUGUUCUGAAGCCUGCCUCUGGUCACAAUAUCCUCUUUGUUAGGCGAGAAGAUUAUGUAGCUCACCCACGUCAUGGUGGUAAGGUUGAAUCAAGACUUAGCAAUGAACAGGAGGUGUUUGAUUCUCUAAAGAACUGGGCAUCUAAUUAUUUGGAAUGCAAAAUAAACCUUGUCGAUGGAUUAUUUGCUCACAUGCCAAUGAAAGAGCAAGUUCGAGCCAUCCAAGAUGCUUCAGUCAUCAUUGGUGCUCAUGGGGCAGGUCUAACUCACAUAAUAUCUGCAAGACCAAAAACGGUGAUCCUUGAAAUUAUUAGCAGCCUAUACAGGCGCCCGCAUUUUGCAUUGAUUUCCCAGUGGAAAGGCUUGGAGUAUCAUGCCAUUAAUCUUGAUGGAUCAUAUGCUGAUCCUAGAGUGGUUAUUGAUCAGCUUAACAGCAUAGUGAAAAGCCUUGGAUGCUGAAAAUUUUAUGGUUUCUUCAGGAAAUGGAUUCAUCCCUCUUUGCUGGGAAGUACAAGGACAAAGAGAAGUCCACCCCAUGUUUUGUAUCUCAGUUUUUGAAGUCUAUUGUUUGGCGUGCCAUAUUCUCUUUUUGUACAGUUUUGGCUUUUCCCACUGCUGCCAUUCUGCAGUGUUCAAAUGGAUAUUUCAUUGAAGAAAAGAAACUAUAGUUUCUUUAAUGGGGAUUUUUAUCAUUCCAAGGGUUUGCUCCAACUGAUGAUCCAUUGAAGACGGGUUGCCAAAACAUAGGGGCCUUGGCUGCUCUUUUUGCAGCACAUCUCUAGCAAUUCAGUGGAAGAUUUUCAGGGAAAGGUGGAUAGAAUAAUUACUUCGGAAUUAUUUGGUGUCCAUAGAGAGAAUGCCUGAUAUGCUGUCUUUGCACCUUUCAUAUUGUUCAUUUCAAGUAUUUAGUGUCUCUAGGAGGGGGAUGUAGGCUACCUUUUGAUUUUGCUUGGAAGCCAAUUCUUUAUUUAUUUACACAACCACCUUCUUGUACAAUAGACUGAUUCACCAGUUGAUUUCAAUUUGGUGGGAUUCUAUUCAAUACAGAUCAGAGAGACUUCUUGUAAA